AUGGCCACAGCCUCCACCAGACUGAGUCCAGCACAACUAGAUGGUGCCUGGCUACCACCACUAACUGCUCUGACAGGGAUCGAAGAGAAGGGUGCUCGUGUGAGCUCGUUUGUUACUGGUGCCUUUAAAGCUCUAACGUCCUGUCGCCAGGUAGUUAGAUCUGUUACUAGUUUCUUUCCAGAUGUUCUAUUUGAUUCUUAUAUAACCCUUGCAGGAACUAUCCUUGUUAUGAUUUGGUGUGUAAUGUGGUCAUUCUCAGGCUCUGAAGUCCUUCCUGGUGGAAGUUUAUUUGGACUUUUAGCUAUUUUUUAUUGUGCUGUUCUUGGGGGGAAACUUUUGGAAGUCAUUAAAAUACCUUCAGUGCCUCAACUUCCACCGCUUCUUGGGAUGUUACUGGCUGGUUUUACACUCAGGAAUAUUCCAUUCUUGAGUCAGUACAUCUACAUUAGUAGCACGUGGUCUUCAAGUUUAAGAAACACUGCCCUUACCAUUAUCCUAGUACGAGCUGGGCUUGGACUUGAUCCAGAGGCUUUGAAGCAUCUGAAAACAGUUUGUCUAAGAUUGUCUAUGGGUCCAUGCCUUAUAGAGGCAUGUUCAGCUGCUGUUUUUUCCCACUUCAUUAUGAAAUUUCCCUGGAAAUGGGCAUUUCUAUUAGGUUUUGUAAUAGGUGCUGUCUCUCCUGCUAUUGUUGUCCCUUCCAUGCUGCUUUUGCAAGAACGUGGAUAUGGUAUUGAGAAAGGCAUUCCAACCUUACUAAUAGCUGCUAGCAGUUUGGAUGACAUUCUGGCUAUCACUGGAUUCAAUGCAUGCAUGGGCAUAGUCUUCUCCUCAGGUAAUAUACUUCAUACCCUCCUAGUUUCUUUGUUGGAGGUAUCUAUUGGUGUGGUGCUAGGAGUUAUUUUGGGAUAUUUUCUUCGAUACUUUCCAAGUAGAGACCAGACGAAGCUUCCAUGGAAGAGAGCAUUUCUUGUUUUGGUUAUGUGUAUUUCUGCCGUCUUAGGCAGCCAGCGGAUUGGUUUACAUGGAACUGGAGGAUUGUGCACACUAGUUUUGACUUUCGUUUCAGGAAUUUAUUGGUCCAGAGAAAAGAUUAGAGUCCAAAAAAUUGUUGCAGCUACAUGGAAUAUUUUUCAACCCCUUCUUUUUGGCUUGGUUGGAUCAGAAGUAUCUGUUUCAUCUCUUUCAUCAAAUGCUAUUGGUAUUUGUGUUGCUACCUUGAGUUUGGCACUGUUGGUACGAAUUUUUGUCACAUUUUUAUUGAUGUGUUUUGCUGGUUUUAGUUUUAAGGAAAAAAUAUUUAUUGCUUUAGCAUGGAUGCCCAAAGCUACAGUCCAGGCUGUAUUAGGUCCUCUGGCUCUAGAAUCAGCAAGAAUCAGCGCACACCAUUUGGAAGGGUAUGCAAUGGAUGUGAUGACGUUAGCAUUUUUAUCCAUUUUGAUCUCAGCUCCAAAUGGGGCUCUUCUUAUUGGCAUACUGGGGCCCAAAAUGCUUUCUCGCACUGAUCCAAGACACUACAAAAAGUCUGUUGGUACAAUAUUAAUACAUCAUUAAAAAAAAUUUUUUUU
Messenger RNA from Loxodonta africana (African savanna elephant), 1565 nucleotides. RefSeq names its product solute carrier family 9 member B1 (gene SLC9B1). Bases 1 to 1551 code for a protein of 516 amino acids. The record is from RefSeq and is a predicted model, not a curated record. Gene Ontology annotation, biological process: proton transmembrane transport. The transcript is spliced from 12 exons. Gene Ontology annotation, molecular function: antiporter activity. NCBI's taxonomy places the organism in Eukaryota, Metazoa, Chordata, Mammalia, Proboscidea, Elephantidae. Gene Ontology annotation, cellular component: membrane.